Magallana angulata is the source of this 4396-nucleotide messenger RNA. Its product is annotated as collagen alpha-2(IV) chain-like. The transcript is spliced from 60 exons. Gene Ontology annotation, molecular function: NADPH binding; quinone reductase (NADPH) activity; mRNA 3'-UTR binding. Gene Ontology annotation, cellular component: cytosol. Bases 150 to 4244 code for a protein of 1364 amino acids. NCBI's taxonomy places the organism in Eukaryota, Metazoa, Mollusca, Bivalvia, Ostreida, Ostreidae. The record is from RefSeq and is a predicted model, not a curated record.
UUCUCUAACAAAUACCAAACCCCUUCCCCUCAAUCAUAUAUUUCAUUAUUUCAUAGAACGUGGGCACUGCAGUGCAGACCUGGGGACGAAACAACUUGUCUUCUGGAUAACUGACGAAUGGGGUUUCAUACACUCUGAUCGGGGACAGCAUGUCCGUGCGAUCUGCCAUAAGCACUAUUAUGAGAGCCAUAAGAGUCACAGAAUUUGGUGGACCUCAGGUGUUAAAACUAGAAACAAAUGUGCCCGUGCCAAGACCUUCGGAGGACCAGGUUUUAAUUAAAGUUCACGCCGCAGGUAUCAACCCCGUGGAUACAUACAUCAGGUCGGGAACCUACGCCGUGAAACCCACACUGCCCUACACCCCCGGGAAAGACGUAGCUGGGGUGGUGGAGGAAGUGGGUUCAAAGGUCAAACAUCUCAAGAAAGGGGACCAAGUUUAUUCUAUGGCUGUGGCGUCUGGUGGCUACGCGGAAUAUUGUACUUCAGCGUCAACUGGAACCAAACUUCUCCAUAGCAACCUGACUUUUGAAGAGGGCGCGGGAGUUGGAAUACCAUAUUACACAGCAUACAGGGCUCUAGUUAUCAUUGGUGGGGCAAAGCCCGGCGAAACAGUUCUAAUUCACGGAGCCAGUGGCGCGGUUGGACUUGCUUGUGUUCAGAUUGCUAAGUCCAGGGGACUGCACGUGUUGGGGACAGCCGGAAGUGAGGCUGGGAUCGACCUUAUCUUACGGAACGGAUGUGACGCAGCCUUCAGUCACAGGGAAGACGGAUAUGCAGCCAAAAUAAUGGAAGCGACGUCUAACAAUGGACCUCAAAUCAUCAUAGAGAUGCUUGCUAACGUAAACCUCGAGAAGGACCUGGAAAUGAUAUCAAAAAGAGGGCGAAUUGUAGUUGUUGGAAAUAGGGGUUCUGUAGAAAUAACGCCCAGACUAGCCAUGCAGAAAGAAUGCAUCGUCACGGGGAUGCUGCUGUUUAACGCCUCUCAAAAUGAAAUGGAUGAGAUAGAUGCCGCUGUAUCCGCCGGAAUGAGAGACGGAUGGGUAAAGCCACCAAUAGGGAAGACUUAUACCUUGGACCAAGCACCUGCUGCUCACAAUGACGUCAUCAACAACCAGGGCACUCUGGGACGGCUUAUAUUUAAAGAAACAAUAUUAGAUAGAGACAACUGUCAAAGCCGAACCACGUCACCGGAUGAUGGAUUGAGAGGUUAUGCAGGUCAAUGGGCAGGUACUCCUGGGGGCGGGGGUAGUAAUCUUGGGGGAAAUAACCAGCAGGGCGGAGACAUUCUGGGCGAACAGACAGCGCCCGCACAGCUCCCAAACAUCCGGUCCCAGCAACAGACGCCCGGAUUCCCCCAAAACUUUCAGGGUUUCCCCCAGCAAAAUAAUUUUGGAGCUCAGGGGUUAGGUGAGAGAGGCCAAAUGUUGCUGCUAACCAAUGGUGCUGCCAGUGUACUCAUAGCGAACCGUGACCGCCUCCCCCGCGACAGAGUCCGCAGGGUGGGCGUUCCGGUCUCACUUAUUCGUGCUUUUGCUAUUCAGCCUGAGGUUUUGCUUCCAUCUUCGCUUACAGCCAAUGCUAUCUCAAAUGUUCGAACAACUGCAUCCCGGCGAGGCGGCGGAGGUAAUCCUUUCCUGAGACAACAACCCUUUUUGCGUCGGCCUCCAUUUUUACCACCAUUUGGAAGACAAGGACAGUUGCCAUUUCCGCCAUUCAGAGGACCUUUUCUUCCGUUUUCACCUUUCGGAGGCAGACCAGGUUUUCCACCAAUUGGAGGUAACUUUGGAGGACGACCUGGACUCCCCGGGUUUCCUGGAGCUCCCUUCGGACAACAAAUCCCAUUCCAACAACAGCCCCCGUUUUUAGGAGGAGCCGGAGGUCAAGGUCAGGGGCUUCCUGGCCAAAGUGGAAAUGCAUUUGAAUUUCAAUCACCUUUUUCUGGAGACUUAGGUGCAGGGGGCAACCAAGGAAAUAACGGACAACAAAUCCCAUUCCAGCAACAGCCCCCGUUUUUAGGAGGAGCCGGAGGUCAAGGUCAGGGGCUUCCUGGCCAAGGAGGAAAUGCAUUUGAAUUUCAAUCACCUUUUUCUGGAGACUUAGGUGCAGGGGCCAACCAAGGAAAUAACGCUCAACAACCGUGGAACAUACCUAGAUUCAACCAAGGCCAAGCUGGGCAGGGAACAGGAGGAGGUGGAUUUCAACUUCCCACAAAUGGUCAACAGCCUUGGAACAUUCCUAAUUUUAAUCAAGGUCAAGCUGGACAAGCUGUUGAUACAUUGCCCCCAUUCUCGUUCCUCCCAACUGGAACGGGAAGUGGAUUGCAACUUCCUACGAAUGGUCAGGGAGGACAAGGAGGAAUCCCAGGUGGAUUAAAUCUUCCAAACGUACCCGGUGGAUUAAAUUUUCUGAAUGGCGGAGCACCUGGUGGAUUAAAUCCUCAAAUUGGAUCUGGAGCACCAGGUGGAUUUAAUUUUCUCAAUGGCCAAAACGGACAGGGAAUAGGUUCAAUUUCUCCAUUCUCAUUCCCGACUGGAACUACUGGGGGGCUUCAACUUCCAACCAAUGCCCAAGGCGGGCAAGGACAGGGAGGAGCUGCUGGCGGGUUGCAGCUACCAAAUAAUGCAGGAGGUCGAUGGAAUCAAGGACAAGGUUUACAACAAGGAAACCUGGCUGGCAGUCCUUUCACAGAGGUUGUCGGUGGGUCAACAAACUGGGAUUCACUAGGGCAAACUCAAACACCUGCUGCGGGAGUACCUGCAUGGAUGCAAGGAGGAUUUCCAAAUCUUAGUGGCAAUGGACAACCUAAUCCUUUAGGUGCACAGAAUAAUCCAUUACAAGCAAAUGGUCAAAACGGAGGAUUACAAUUUAAUCCAUUUGGACAAAGUCCACCAUUUCAGGGACAACUUCCCUUCCAAAUGCCAAGUGUCAAUCCUAUUGGUGGAAACAAUGGAGCACAAGGGUCGAAUAACCAGAAUCCAUGGACGCCAUCAACUCCAACACAACAGCAAAAUACAGGAGUUUCAGAUCUUUUGCCCGGUUUUACAUUUCCAGACAAUUCUGCAUUGACCUCCAAUCCGGGUAAUGGAGGAACAACGACUCAAGGAGGAGGCAUUGAUUUGUCCUCAUUAUUUAAUCAAGGUUCAGGAACAGAGACACCGUCUAUUGAUUUCGCAUCUCUUUUUGGGAAUACUGCAGGUUCAGAUACAACCCAGACAUCGCCAGACACAAAUCUUCAGAAUCUUUUCCAAGCCAUGCAAAAUGCAGGACCUCCUCCAGGAAACAAUGCAAAUAAUGGAAACCAGGCUUCUAACCCCUUUGCAGGUCUCACUGCUGGUAAUCAGCCAUCUCAAGGUUCACAAAGUACUAAUCCUUUUGGUCUUCCGGGUAACAUUCCAUUUAGCGCAAACCAAGGUUCGCCAUUUGGUGGAGCCCCGGGAGGUAACCCAUUUCAGACAUUUCAAGGUAAUCCUGGAAACCCAACAAGUGGUAUCCCAGGUCUAAAUACAGCAAAUUUCGGAAAUCAGGAUAACUCGCAAUCAUCUGGUGCCCAAGGUAAUAAUCCAUUUGGAAAUAUUCCUUUUGGUGGAAUGCCGGGCCUUCCAGCCCCAGGAGGACAAGGAAACAAUCCUUUUGGCGGUCAACCUGGUUCUAAUCCGUUUGCUGGACUCCCAGGUUUAGGAGGUUUUCCAGGGGGAAAUAUGACCGGACUUCCAUUUGGAGGUGCUGGAGGAUUACCGCCCUUUAUGCCCGGAUUCCCAGGAGGAUUUCCCCAGCUGCCCCCAAAUGGUGGAGGUACUGGAAAUAAUCAGGAAACUCCAGGUGUGUUUAACCCUCCCGCAUCACAAAUGGACUUUUUACAAGGAUUAGGAACAGCAAAUACCCCUUUCCCUGGUUCCUCUAGUGGUGGUCAAGGGUCAGGAAACAGUCCAUUUUCCAGCCAGUCGUCUAUUCCUUCCAACAGCCCGUUUUCCGGCUCAUCGUCGUCUGGCAACUCAAUGACAACGGAGCCACCCCCACCUUUAGUGUUUCCAGCUAACUCAAACAAUGCCGCCGAUAGUAGACCAGGAAGAAUCAUGGCGGUUAUUGACAUGACAAAUGCAAAUGAGCAGAACUUGUCUACGAUGAUAAAAGUAUUAUCGAAUAUGCUCAAUGCCAAAAAAGAAGAAUCUGUCUCAAAACCAAGCACAGACUCAGGAGGAGGCGGUGGCAAUGAACUCCCCAGUCUGGCGAACCUCUUUAUCUAAGUUAUUCCUUGGAUAGAAAAUAGACCAUAGAAUUCAGGAAAAAGGUGGAAGGUCAAUGUCAUGUGUAUAUUACGCCGUGUAACCAUCAUGCCAUAUAUAUUUUAAUACUUUUUAUAUGAUAUUUAUAUGAAAAUAUAUUCAUGAAUAUACAA